GUUGAGCAUUCUUGGUAAGCUCGCGCUCGGGGAACAGGCUGCCGACUGACGGUAAAAACCAAGGGUCGUUUUCUUCAUGUCAGGGGAGUUGCGUUAACGGAGUAGCUGAGACACCGGAGCAACUUCGGACCUUAGAGGCCGUUAUCAUCGUGGGAGAGGAGGAGACGGAUGAGCUGAUAGUGCACAAGGAGAAAAUGGCUUAACAACGGAGGAGGGAGAGGCUACGGGCAAAGCCUGAAAGAGAGAUUAAAAUACUGAGCGUUCUCUGCCCACACAGUCACGCCAGACCUCGCCUCGCCUGCUUCACCAGCACAGCUGACAACAGACAAGAAUACUGGAAAUAACCCAGCCAGGGGAAGAGGAGCGGCCUUUAUUCAGACCAGUCCCACUAUGCACCGUUGAAAUCUUUUCUACCUUCUAGUUAAAAGCGAUGUGCUUGGAUGCUGGAAGCCACAACACCAUUAGAAGAGUGUGUGUGGGGCCCUUCCGUUCCCUUUUCCCUAGCAACCCUUCCUAAGAUGGGAUGCCUGCAGACUGCCCCCCUGCCCUGAGCUCUCCUGGGGUGUCAUGAACAGUUACAAAGACAGAGGGGUAACUUGCACCUCCUCAGACCUUCUAGAUGGAGGUGGAGGUUUGCCCCAACACACACCGUUUCGUCACACCCCUAAUGGCCUCCCAGCUCCCAGCCCAGCAGACCCAACAAUCCAACCACGCAUUUCCAUGCCCAAAAUGGGUGUUCGUGCACGGAUUGCUGAAUGGCCUCCACGUCGUGCGCAGUCCCGGGAGUCGCUGCUUGAAAAUGGGCAAAAUGGUAGCAAUCACUACGACGACUGCUCCAUUUCAUCUCCAAUUCUUUCCUCUGAUGUCAAGUUGGUGCGGGGAGGUGUCGCCAGGUUGCCCCGAAGACGGUCGAAGGAUGUGGAGUUCAGAGGUUCACCGCUCAUCUUCAGAGUGUUCCCACCUUUGAGACAGCGCUCCAACAGUGAAGUGACGCUGAGUGAACAAGAUGAAAAUGAGGUUGAAGCCCAUGGAGGUGGUGGGAUGGGGAACCGGUUCAGAGAGUAUGGCAGCACCUCUUCAAUUGACAUCCAGAGCAUUCCUGAGCAGUGUAUCGUUGACAUGCUCAGCCAGUUACACCAGGAGAGACCUGACCAGCGCAGCUCAGCACCCGUACAGAUAGGGGAGCUGCUGCACCCCCAAGACUUGUCGCUUAGGGCAUCUCUACCCUCUGCUCCUUCACCAGGUCCCACAUAUGGAGAUGACCCAGGAACGGGAAGGAGGGAUGGUACUGAGAGAGUCAGAAAGAAAAGUGGAGGAACAGAGUCAUCAUUGGGGACCUCUUCUUUGUUACGAAAAUGUCGAAGCUCUAGUAGAGGGGAGCUGGAUGGUGGAAAAGGAGAGACUAAUGAAGAUCGGGGAGGGAAAGGUUUCACAGAUGCCUCCUACAAACCGUGGGUUUGUCCCAAGAGCUUUGUCCAUUUUGACGCUCAGAGCAUCCUGUUUGACCUCCAUGAGGCAGCAGCUCAGCGGGGCUUCGUCACCCAGAGGAGGAACACCGCCACAGGUGCAUCAGCUGCUUCAGUGUCCCUCUCCAGCAAAUCUUCUGCUCCAAACUUAAAUGAUCCCAUUUACUCCAGCAUUGAGGAUCUGACCUUGAACCUUGAUCAGGGCACCCCAACACCCUCUCUGGCUAUGGACCCUCUGGAUGGGCCAUCAACCAACAACUCAAGCCCACUGCUCCUCUCCUGCCCUCACUUUGUAAAUGAAAUAGGGGGGAAUUCAGAGCGAAACAUCAGCUUCCUCAGUUCAUCAGUGGAGCGGGGAGGAGAUAGAGAUGGAGGUAGGGGCUGGCUGAGGAAAAGUAACGCCAGCAUGUCGGUGUUGGAAAUACCAAUUGAAGAGCAAGUGAAAAGACUGGAAAAACUGAAACUGUACAGUAUAGAGCAUGUUGACCUGGGGGCCUGCUACUACAGAGACUACUUCCAUGGGAAAGAGCACUCAAACUACUUUGGGACCGAUGGUAAGCUGGGAGCUGUUGCCGUAAGCCUACGCAGGGAGAGAUUGGAAGAUACCAAAGACCUGAAAGACCAGUACCAGUACCGCAUCAUUGUUAGAACAAGUGAGCUCGUGACCCUGCGAGGCUCCAUUUUGGAGGAUGCAGUAGCGUCCAAGGGGAAACACGGUACGGUUAAAGGUCUUCUUCUCAGAGAGGUCCUGGAGCAGGUCGUCCCCGAGUUAAAUGUUUCCUGUUUGAGACAGGCGCUCAGCACUGCCAAAGUCACAGAGCAACUCCUUAAACUGGAUGAGCAAGGGCUGAGUCAAAAGCACAAAGUGGGUGUUCUUCUGUGCCGAGCGGGUCAGAGCACAGAGGAGGAGAUGUACAACAACGAGGAGGCAUCACCUGCCUUCUCUGCCUUCUUGGAGCUGCUGGGGGAGAAGGUGCUUCUCAAAGGAUUCAACAAAUACGCUGCACAGCUCGACACAAAGACUGACUCAACGGGUACCCACUCCCUUUACACGACCUACCAGGGCUACGAGGUUAUGUUCCACGUUUCCACCAUGCUGCCAUACAUGCCCAGCAACCCACAGCAGCUCCUGCGAAAGAGACACAUAGGAAACGACAUUGUCACCAUAAUCUUUCAAGAGCCAGGAGCGCUGCCUUUCACCCCUCAGAAUAUUCGCUCCCAUUUCCAGCACGUCUUUGUUAUUGUUCGUGUGCACAACCCCUGCUCUGACAACUCCUGCUAUAGUGUUGCUGUGACACGGAUGAAGGACGUGCCCCCUUUUGGACCCCCCAUCCCCAACGGCGUUACCUUCCGUGACCCAGAGAUUUUUCGUAACUUCCUCUUAGCCAAAGUCAUCAACGCAGAAAAUGCCGCACACAAGUCAGAGAAAUUCCACACCAUGGCAACACGAACGCGGCAGGAGUAUCUGCGAGACCUGGCUGAGAACUACGUCAGCAGCGUGCCGCUCGACUCGGCCGGAAUAUCCAUCAUCACUUUCCUUGCAUAUAAGAAACGCGAGCGCUCGAAAGCGAGAGAGGGUGCCGAGCUGGGGGCUGCAGGGGCCAUCGCCUGGAGAGUCUUUGCCCAGGACUUCAGUGGAGGAGGUACAGAGCUCUCCUGCGCUUUGGGCAUCUCGGACGAAUACGUGCUCCUCGUAGACUGCUCCACCAAAGAUGUGGUGUUUAACUGUUUCUGCGGAGAUGUUAUCGGCUGGACACCGGAGCGACUGGCGUUAAAGAUCUUCUACGGAAGAGGGGACCAUAUCUCAGUGAGAGUACCAGAUGGCUGUGCGCUGGACAUCAGGGAGAUGGUGCAAAGGUUAAAGUCGCUGACGGUGGGAUGUGAGACGGUGGAUAUGACGCUGAGAAGAAACGGACUGGGACAGCUGGGCUUUCACGUUCGCCUAGAUGGCACUGUAGCUGAGGUGGAGGAGUAUGGCUUCGCCUGGCAGGCAGGACUGAGACAAGGCAGUCGAUUGGUUGAGAUCUGCAAGGUGGCCGCUGUGACGCUGACUCACGAGCAGAUGAUUGACCUGCUGAGGACGUCGGUCACAGUGAAAGUGGUCAUCAUUCCUCCGAUUGAAGAGGGCGGACCGCGCAGGGGGUGCACAGAGGAGUAUGAGAUGAAGACCAUGGAGCAGAAACCUGAGCCCGAGUCUCUGGCAGCAGGAUAUCGACCCUCCCCUCGCCAGACCUGGAGAUGGGAAAGCUCACCCAUUCCUCCAGGGCUCCACAGUGCUCCCAUCCAACAACGCUGGACCCCCGUUGGUGCCCCACCUCCUCCACUGCCCCGCUCACACAAGGCCCUGAUGCCAGCUCCCUACAGAGAACCACAGCACCUCGCCUCCAAGAGGCCAGUGAGUUACCCUGAGAACCACUACAGCUUGUCACCUGCAGGCAUGGCGUACAGCAGAAACCCCUCAGCCAGCUUUUCCUCCCCCUCCUCAGGCCUGGUGGGGCUCGCCACCAUGGGGUCACCUGGAAUGACACCAGGCCCCUUUGUACGCUACAAGCCUUCACCCGACAGAUAUGGAUCAGUACAGCGCCCCCUGCUGCCCUACGAGCCCCACCUCAGUGUGGACCUCAUCUCCAGUGGAGAGUCUUCAUCAGGAUUCACGAGCCAGGACAGCACCAUGGAACGCUGCAAAACAGAACCCCUCUGGCAUGUCCCAGCAUCAUCAUCUCGAGGUCCAAGUGGCGGAGGGGGGCAGAGGAGACUAACCAGACAGGAUAUCCAGGGGAAAGACUCUCCGAACAGACACUCGAAGGGUGAGACUCAGUACUCCAGCCAUUCCAGCAGCAACACUCUGUCCAGUAACGCAUCCAGCGGCCACAGCGACGAGCGCUGGUUCGACGGGGGCCCUGCAGGAGAGCGAGGAGGCGAGCUAGUGGAUCCCAACCCCGACAUUCUCAACAAAGGAGGCUCCAAUGACAGCGGCAUUGACGCCUCCACUCACUACAGCAACGCUCACCAUGGAAACAUGUCCAACAGCCAGUCGCACAAGCUCACACACAGUCCUGCAACCUACAGCGGCAUCCCAGAGCAGUCUGUGGGAAGGAGCAGCGGAGGUGGGGAGGCAAAGAGACGAGAAUCUUCCCCUGUUUUUGCAGCUGCUGCCAGUCAGACCAAAGGAUACCUGACAAAGACGUUCCCACUUCCAGGCUCCAGCACUGAGAAAAAAGAUCCUUUCAAACCGAGGGCGUACACACCACAGGGUUACAAGACUCCGACAGCAGAGAAAGCACGGCCUGUCCGAGCCUCUACAACCACGCCCACUUCAUCUCAGAUGAACUCCGCCCCUUUAUCCAGCUCCGCCCCCAAGGCAUUUUACGGAAAGAGCAAACCAGCUGCCCGACAAACAGAAGACAACACGUCGUCACAUUCGAACACCACCAAAACGUUCACGUCUGACAGCAGCAACAAGAAGCAGGUCGAUUCAAACUCAAAAAACGUUUUUGGACAACCACGGCUCCGAGCAUCACUGAGGGACCUGCGCUCUCCACGUCGGGCAUAUAAGAGUACCAUCGAAGACGACCUGAAGAAGCUGAUCAUCAUGGACGGCCCAGGAGAGUUGUCACAGAGCGAUCCGUCUCCCAGACACACCUUGCAACGCACUUUCUCCGACGAGUCACUGUGCAGCGGGCGCAGAGAUGCCAGCUUUGCUUGCUCAGAGAACCAGAUGACCCACACCGACUUGCUGUUCACCUGCACGCUGCCUACACGCAAACACUCGAGCUCCUCCAACCACACGCAGGGCAAAAAGAUGCCGCUGUCUUCAUCAGAGUUGUCCCUUACAGAAGUGAAAGACAAAGUUCCCCCUCUAAAAAGACUCGAUCCUGGGCUGAUGCCCCUCCCUGACACCGCCUGUGGACUGGAGUGGUCCAGCCUGGUUAAUGCUGCUAAAGCCUACGAAGCACAAAGAGCGGUUUCCCUCAUAUCACUGACUGAGCCGCAGCCAGGAGGUCCAGAAACGAGACCAGUCAUGAGUCCGGUCCAGUUUCAGACUCCUCAGACACCACGGACCACACCAACGUUCAGUGGCGAUGAGGUGCCCAACAACGUGUCCGGUCGGCUCUACCACCUAGAAGUGAUGCUAAAACAACUGAACAAUGAUCUAGAAAGGGAGAAGCAGGAUAAAGUCAUCCUGCUGGCAGAGAUGGCAAACCUGAGAGAGAACAACCAGCGCCUGCAGGAGGAGAGCCAGACGGCCAGCGAGCAGCUGCGCAAGUUCAGCGUGCUCUUCACCAACAUCAAAACUGGAAGCGACCACGAGGCUUGCGCCGUGACACACAGCAGCUCACAGAGGGAGUGAUGGACCAAUGCAGCGAACCGUCAAGUUCAGGCCUGCGAGAAACCCAAAGUUCCCAUGAUUUUUUGCACUCACAGGUGCGGCAGAGGACGCAAUGAUGUCGACCCCUCAGCUCCCACUGAACUGCCUUAAACCAGAGACAGUGACAAAAAAAAAAGAAAAUAACAAAAUGACCAGCUGGAUUUAUAAAAAGCAACACCCCCAGAAAGUCUGGGCAGCGACCCUCCCCGCCCCCUUCUGUUCUCUGAGCCCCGUUUAUUUUUCUAAACUGAAGUGUAGACAUCUCACUGUACUUACGAUGAAUAAGAAUACGUUACUAUGCCACAGGAGCGACCGGGAGAGGAGACCCUGACUGUUUUAACAGAACUCUACAUCACCUGGAGAGGCCUAACACUGUCUGUGCAGCAAACCAGCCAAAACACAAAACAAUUCAAACAAAACACAAAACAAUUCAAACAAAACACAUCUACAGACUGCAUUUCCCAGAAUGCACUACAAGUAACUGAAGGUCUACAGAUGUGGUGCUGUAGACAGAUGCCUGUGUGGUACAAUUCUCAUGCAUCAACAUUAUCACAGUUGUCCUGAAGAGACG
Nematolebias whitei (Rio pearlfish) is the source of this 6406-nucleotide messenger RNA. It is a transcript of the gene sipa1l3, whose product is annotated as signal-induced proliferation-associated 1 like 3. Gene Ontology annotation, biological process: regulation of small GTPase mediated signal transduction; activation of GTPase activity; epithelial cell morphogenesis. The transcript is spliced from 25 exons. Gene Ontology annotation, cellular component: plasma membrane; Golgi apparatus; cytoplasm. NCBI's taxonomy places the organism in Eukaryota, Metazoa, Chordata, Actinopteri, Cyprinodontiformes, Rivulidae. The coding region runs from base 568 to 5817 and encodes 1749 amino acids. The record is from RefSeq and is a predicted model, not a curated record. Gene Ontology annotation, molecular function: protein binding; GTPase activator activity.